This is a messenger RNA of Aegilops tauschii subsp. strangulata, 671 nucleotides long. RefSeq lists its product as uncharacterized. Lineage: Eukaryota; Viridiplantae; Streptophyta; Magnoliopsida; Poales; Poaceae. The record is from RefSeq and is a predicted model, not a curated record.
GCCGUCGCUACGCAGUACACUUCCACUCCACCGCUUCCGGCGCAUCCCAAGUCGCCGUCCUCCCGAUCCCCCCUCCCCUCCCCUUCCUCUGCUCCGGACACCCCAUCUCCUCGAGCCGGACGCCCCAUCCACCUCUACGGGCGGCGGCGGCGUAGCAAAGUCAGUGAGAAAUGGCGCCGCCCGGGUCGCGGCGGUGGGCGUACGUGCGGAUCAUGGCCGGCACCAUCCUCGGCGGCGGCCUCGGCUUCUACGUCAUGCACCGCAUCGAGACCUCCUACAAGGUGAGGAUGGAGGAGAGGCUGCGGAGGUACGAAGCGCACAUGCUCGCCAAGGAGAAGGAGGCGCAGCAGCUGCAGGACGAGGGACGCCGCGAGGACCAGGCGCAGGUCUUGCCGGACUCGUGAUUUUCUCUCGUCCCCUUGCUCCGGCUCGCCUUCCCGAGCUGUUAGAACAUAAUCUAGCGGCUCAAAGCUUCCUGAGAAGUGCGCCUCUGGCGUCUACGGUCGUUUUGUGAACAUGAAGAGUUAUUUUUCUUCCCCUCCUUUUUGUUGACAAUGAGUGUGCACCAGUUGGAGGCUGAGCCUAACUGCAACUCUGCAAGCACUGUAAGAUUCGGACCCUGCUGUGUGAAAAUUGAUUGUACCUGUAUGAGUAUGGAUAGUUAUCGGAAA